Molecule: messenger RNA, 1591 nt
Organism: Rubroshorea leprosula
Lineage: Eukaryota; Viridiplantae; Streptophyta; Magnoliopsida; Malvales; Dipterocarpaceae
Source: the annotation of a GenBank genome assembly
UCUCCCUCUUUUCCUGCCCUGGCUCUUUCCGUUCGGUGAAAAGGAUGGGAUGGAACCGACGACGCUGCUGUCUCCGGCGGCUGGAUUUCCAGAGCUUCGAUCUGGCAUUGGAGCCAAGAAAUUCGGACUACAGAGCAGUGGCAGCGCUAUGUUAUCUUGACACUCUUCAGCUCCGAUUAGGUGCCUUGGGCAUCGGGUCGAUGUUCAACACUUCCAUGGCGACGAACGGUGCCUGGAGGACAGAUCAAGCACCGCUGAGUGCCAGAUCGGGCUCAAACAUAGAACCGAAACCCUAGGGCUUCAUGGACCGGAUUCGUUUUCAAGGUGCCAGCAGGGGUAAUGAGGCCCUUGGACCUGUCCUUGGAGCCAUGAUCCAAGCGGCUGCCCUCAAUUUUCUCGGAUUCUUGGACUCUUUCGAUCCCUCGAUCUCGCACUUUCCUCUGCCCAUCAAAUUCAUGUUUGGUAGAGGAUCACAUGUUUAUUCAUAUGCCAAGCAUUGUUAUCUAGGCCAGAGGUUACUCAGAAAUAGCAACAAGGUACUACUUGGGUUAAGCUCAAUCAUUUCAUGCAAGAUCCACCCAUGUUUAUUUUUCAUGGAUGAGUUCGGCUUGACAUUCCAAUUUUAGCUCUGGCUAACAGAUCACCAUUACCAUAAGAGCUGUAAGGCCAGUUGACUGAGGUUUUUGUCUUACGUAUGCUACUGGAUCUCACAGAAGGAAACAGAGAGCAGAAUCCAUGCUGUUUUGCCCAUCAUCCGUUCCUUUCCUUUAAAACAUUAAUAUGCCUGUAAACAUUAUGCUUAAUGUGGUCUUGAAGUACUGUUGCCAAUAGUAACAUGCCUAGAUGCUUUAUACCUUAUAGAUAUGAUGUUUUCUUUUUGUCAUGCUGAAUUACAACAAUUUUCUUCUUAGGUCCUUUAGGAUAUUACUUGACAUUGUUACAAUUUGAUGCUUUAUACCUUUUAUUAAGCUUGCAAUUUGAAAUGGUUGGGUUUUCAAGGUGGUGUGGUGCUGUUGAUACUGGACAGUCUUUUGCUAUAUUGAAGUCAUGAGACGUGCUAAUUUCUAAAUUGCUUGCUCAACCCCUAUCGGUAUUUUUAUCUUGCAUCCUCUUAUUUUUAUGGUAACAGAUAAUCUUUAUUGUAAGAGGUGCAACUUCAAGCACAGUCUCUGUUCUCUCACAUCCUCUCUCACCUCCCUCUAUCCAGAACCAGAUCAGGUUAGUCGGUGGAACCGAGCAGUGGUAAUUGAAUCCUUUUCCUAAUCUUCUUCUGGCUUUUGUUCAGAUUGAAUAUAAGUUCUUUUUGUCCACUCGCUUAUUAUGUUAAAACUUCCGUAUGGGCCAAGCUUUAAAAUUAACAGGCCGUUUAAUGCAAUUCCACUUUCUCACAGGAGUGGAUUGAAGGACCGAUACGUAAACGAGUCAGUUAUUUUUUGUUGUAUUUGUUCUCUCAGAUCUUUCAUCUUUUGUUUCUGUCAGUAAAAAUGUCCACUCUUGUUAUUCGGUGAUACUUGGAUAGACUCUUAUUACGGUAUGGGUUCAUUUUAUUGGAAUUUUACAGGCCCAAUUUGAAAAAAUAUGGGCAUUCGGG